GUGACCCGAUCUUUGUGUAAUAACUCUUGCCAGAAGAUGACUUGACUCUCGGCUGCCCCGAACCAUAUGAGAGAGUUGCACCUGGCUGGUCUUUCUUGAUUGCAAGUGCGAUUGCACGAGGAACUUGUUUCGCAACAGACAUACUAAAGAAGUUGAAGUGUUGGUGAUAAUUUGAUGUUCAAGAGCGAUAAGCAAGUGGAGUUCCAUUAUUGACCCAUUCCUCCCUUUCCUAUAGCUAGGCCUAUGAUCGGUUUGUGGAGACGAGAACAAUCUGAGGAAAGACGCUUACGCGACUACGAUGUGUCAUCACUGUCUCCUGACUUACUCCCCAAGGCCUCGGGCCUCGGGUUUCUGUCUGAACUCUCGAGCGACAAGCCUAUCUCCAAGGUAUCGGUGAAUGUCGGCGACCGUAGGACCUGUUUGACCUUUCGGUCUCACCGAGAAAUACAUCUAACCUCCAUGACUUCAUCAAUAGUCAUUAGGCGAUGGCCGUAUGAGAACUGCUUUUUCUAGGAGUUGCUUCAUUUUGAUAGCAUCAUCCUUCGCGUUGCAGUGGGGCUCUUCAGCGUGACUCUUACAGAUGUCGAAAUUUGGCCUUGGUCUUCUGUCUUUAAGGAUCAGAUUAGGUAUCGACUGUCAUCAGGGCUUCUCCGGCGGAACACCGAUGAUAUAAAUACCCCUGAAGUUGAGCGUUGGAGGGAUCACCUAGCACUAUCUAACUGUUCUGCGACGUUCCUGUCUACCAACAAUCUGACGCAUCCGAAACAUGUCCAAUAUCAAUAAAGGUGUUCCUGACGCGGAUCAAUACUAUUCGCUCAAUGAUCCAGCCAUAGGUACUGUACUGCCAGUGGACGCGUAUCCUCAGAAUGCGCGAGUUCCCAAGCUUUUCGAGCCUCUCACCAUCCGUGGUGUAAACUUCAAGAAUCGGAUUUUUGUAUCGCCUAUGUGUCAGUAUAGCUCAGACAAUGGGCAUGCCACUGACUGGCAUUUAAUUCACAUUGGCGCUUUCGCUACCCGCGGCGCGGGAGCCAUUUGUUUAGAAGCCACCUCUGUCGUUCGUGAAGGACGAAUUUCCCCUCAGGACGCUGGAUUGUGGACAGACAGUCAGAUUGCACCUUUGCAACGUAUCGUCAAGUUCGCGCACGCACACCAGGCAACAAUUGGCAUUCAACUUUGUCAUGCCGGCCGGAAGUCCUCUACCAUUGCACAAUGGGUACAUGCAGAUCUUGCCAAAACGAAGAAAUCUAACACUUGGGUUGCCGAGAAAGAAGACGGCGGUUGGCCUGACAAAGUGUACGGACCCACCGACAUUCUAUAUGGCGAGGAUUAUCCUAAGCCUAACCCGAUGUCUGAGGAGGACAUGACAUACGUCGAAGAUGCUUUCGUGAAAGCUAUAGAGCGCUGCAAGAUCAUUGGAUUCGACUUUAUAGAGAUACAUGCAGCGCACGGAUACCUCUUGCACAACUUUUUGUCACCUUUAUCCAAUAACCGAGCUGAUAAGUAUGGUGGCUCGUUUGAGAACCGCGUACGCUGGCCGCUGCGGGUCCUCCAACUUUGUCGCAAAGCCUGGGAAAAGCCUUUGUUCGUUCGCAUUAGCGCAAUUGAAUGGGCAGAAGGGCCAGAAAGGGGUCCAGAUGGUGAAUGGGAACAAUGGGGCAUUGAGCAGAGCAACCUCCUCGUUGGAGAGUUGGAGAAGAUGGGCAUCGACCUUGUGGAUGUUAGCACCGGCGGAAACUGGGCGAAACAGAAGAUUCCCGUGGGUCCUGGAUACCAGGUUCCUUUUGCAGAGGCUGUCAAGAAAGCAUACCCUAAUAUACUUGUGGGAGCGGUGGGCUUGAUUACAGGCUACCGCGAGGCUGAAUCGUACCUCCAAGAUGGAAAGGCAGACGUCGUCUUCCUUGCACGCGAGUUCAUUCGUAACCCCAAUUUUGUCUUGAACGCUGCUCAGGAACUUGGUGUUGCGAUCAAGCCUGCUAACCAAUACGAACGAGGAUGGACGAGGAUGGCGGUUCCAAAGAAGCUCCAGUAAUUCGUGUAUGUUUGCUAUAUGUGAUGAUAUCCCCAUUAGAACGAUAUUGUACAUACGUAGAAGCAGGCGUAAGUCCUGUUGUUCGGAAAUGAAUACUUGAGUUUGUAUCACUACAAAG
Molecule: messenger RNA, 2147 nt
Organism: Somion occarium
Lineage: Eukaryota; Fungi; Basidiomycota; Agaricomycetes; Polyporales; Cerrenaceae
Source: the annotation of a GenBank genome assembly